CCCUUGUUUUAGCUUUGUUUUCUUGGUUCAUGUUCUGUUCAGGCUCUCUUUGGCAUGUGCCACUUGGGUUCUGACAUAAGAUUGCUCUUUUGAAACCAAUCAAUUUUCAUCACUUGGCACACCAAUCACGGGGUUCAUAUCAUUGACAUAACACGAGCGAGCUAGGUACGUAAUAACCCUUUAUUUCUCUUUUUAUGCUGACAUGGACAACAAAGGAGAUCCAAAGAGCAUCAUAUAUGAGUUACUACAAGGUUUGGAGUUGGCAAGGCAACUCCAAGUGUAUCUCCACAUGCCUUCUUCAUCCCAAGAAACACGUGAGCUCUUGAUCCAAAAGAUCAUAUCCACAUUUGAAAAGGCUCUUGAAAUGGUAAACUGGAAAGGGCCAGUAGGUGAGUCAUCUCAACAGCCCUCAGGGGUUGCAAUCCGAAUGUCAGACUCACCUUUGAGUGGUAGCCCCCGCAGUGAAGACUCUGAUAAAGAUUUGAAGGACCAGGACCAUAAUAUUUCCAAAAAGAGAAACACUUUGCCAAGAUGGACCAAACAGAUUCGGGUUAAACCUGGAGUGGGAGUGGAAGGGCCCCUUGAUGAUGGAUAUAGUUGGAGAAAAUAUGGCCAGAAAGACAUCCUUGGAGCCAUGUACCCGAGGGGCUACUACAGAUGCACCCACAGAAAUGUUCAAGGGUGCUUGGCCACCAAGCAAGUGCAAAGAUCUGAUGAAGAUCCCACUGUGUUUGAAAUCACAUACAGAGGAAAGCACACUUGCACAGUGGCCAGCAACGUGGGUUCUUCAUCAAGUCCACUAGAAAACCAAGAACCAAGUUUGAACACAAACCCUCAGGAGCAGCAGCAGCAGAAUGUCCUGCAAAGACUUGAGCAGCAACCAAAUGAAGUACUUCUGAGCCUCCGUGCAGGCCUGAGAGUUCAGACAGAGAACUUAGAUUCCCCUGGCCAAUCAUUUGCUCCAUUCCAUUUCCCUUCAACUUCAAACAUCAAAAUCGAAAACCAAGUUUUCCCAUCCCCUAUCAUUGAAAACAACUAUGCUGAGAACUUCACUUCUCCUUCCUACAUGUCCCCUAAUACAUCAGGAAUAAGCCACUUUUCGGUGUCUCCAAGUGGGGUCCACACAUUCGAGGGACACCCAAAUUUGGCAACUUCUGCUUCUCAGAUCAAUGACAUGAUCCCAGCUGCUACAUCAGCUGCAAACUCACCAACCGUCUUUCCUUUUGACCACUUUGAGUUUGAUGGCCAUAACUUCACAUUCGAUAACCCACGAUUUUUCUCGUGAAAAUUUACUCAAUUCAGAGAAGAAGCCGGAUCAAAGUCAAUUUUUUUUAAAGUAAAGAAAAUAGUAUAAUUAGAAGCAUGUGAUGAAGGCAAGACAUUAGCAGGU
Abrus precatorius (Indian licorice) is the source of this 1390-nucleotide messenger RNA. RefSeq names its product probable WRKY transcription factor 53. Gene Ontology annotation, molecular function: DNA-binding transcription factor activity; transcription cis-regulatory region binding. The coding region runs from base 203 to 1285 and encodes 360 amino acids. The transcript has 3 exons. NCBI's taxonomy places the organism in Eukaryota, Viridiplantae, Streptophyta, Magnoliopsida, Fabales, Fabaceae. The record is from RefSeq and is a predicted model, not a curated record. Gene Ontology annotation, biological process: regulation of DNA-templated transcription. Gene Ontology annotation, cellular component: nucleus.